UUGACAAUUCGCUUCUCUGUUUACUAUUUACCUUAGGACGAGUCUUCAAGUGCACUUUAAUUUAUUGUGCAUCUAAUAAACGUUUAAUUAAUUAAAAUAAUUACAUUUAAUACACAUCAGAGACACACCUUAUAUCUACAGCAUGGGCCGCGCUGAAGUUGGUACGCCCAAGUACCUCGCCAAUAAGAUGAAGGCGAAAGGUCUACAGAAGCUCCGCUGGUAUUGCCAAAUGUGUGAGAAGCAAUGCCGUGACGAAAAUGGCUUCAAGUGCCACACCAUGAGUGAAUCCCAUCAGCGACAGUUGCUGCUGUUCGCCGAUUCACCAGGAAAAUUCUUACAUAGCUUCUCUAAAGAAUUUUCAGACGGCUAUAUGGAAUUGCUGCGGCGACGCUUUGGCACCAAGCGCGUCUAUGCGAACAAAGUUUACCAGGAAUAUAUUUCUGUAAAAGAUCACAUACACAUGAACGCCACACGUUGGCUUACAUUAUCAGACUACGUUAAAUGGCUUGGUCGUACUGGCCAAGUGGUGGCUGACGAAACCGAAAAGGGUUGGUAUGUCACAUACAUCGAUCGUAGUCCAGACGCAUUGGAACGGCAGGCAAAGGCCGAAAAGAAAGAGAAAAUGGAGAAGGAUGAUGAGGAACGUAUGAUGGAAUUUAUUGAAAAGCAAAUAGAAAAGAAUAAAACUAAAGAGGGUGCACAACCGGACGAAGCGGAGAAAUACACCGAACUCAAGCGUGACGAAGAGCAGCCAUUAAAGUUGGAUAUAAGAUUGGAAAGGAAGUUCAAUCCAGAUACCAAGUUAGGGCCGUCUGCGUUAAUACUAAAGCGCCCUAAGCUUGAGACACGUGAUGAGGAAAACUCAGCGGAAGAUGAGGACUCUGAAGUGGAGGAAAAAGUAUUUAAGAAACCGAAAGCGCCUAAGGUGAAUAAACUGAAAGAAACUCAUAGAAACGGUAAAAAAUCAGCACUGGAUGAACUAAUCAAGGAAGAGGAAGCGAAAAAAGAGCGUGCAAAUCGUAAAGACUAUUGGUUACACACGGGCAUAGUUGUAAAAUUCAUCGACAAAGCAAUGGGUGAGAAAUUCUACAAACAAAAGGCGGUGGUGCAGGAGGUUAUCGAAAAAUAUCGUGCGAAAAUCAAGUUUUUAGAUACAGGUGAUAAACUAAAAGUAGAUCAGGCGCAUUUGGAAACUGUCAUACCAGCGUUGGAUAAGCCCAUAUUGGUAUUGAAUGGAGCCUAUCGUGGAUGCGAAGCGAUAUUAAAGAGCUUGGAUGAACGCAACUACUGCGUUACUAUAGAGAUCGCGCGUGGUCCUCUCACAGGACGUGUUGUGGAUAAAGUACAAUAUGAAGAUAUAUCGAAGAUUUAUUAACGAUAAACCAAUUUAAUAUUUUUGUAAAUAAUUUAAGUCAGUUUGAUAUUAAACGGUAUACAAAUUUGCAAAUAAUUAAAAUCAGAAAUAGAAAUUCUCUUAAAAAAUGAAUUUCAAACUAUUUAUGAUAUUUCCUAUUCCGUCGUAGUCUCAACAUGGUCAUUCGUUAGGGCGUUAGUGUAGGUGCAUGCAUGCUAUAAAAUUCGAACAGUUUACAUAUAUUAGAUUUCUUAAUAAAUCAAAGACAUUUCCGUA
This is a messenger RNA of Rhagoletis pomonella (apple maggot), 1630 nucleotides long. It is a transcript of the gene kin17, whose product is annotated as DNA/RNA-binding protein KIN17. The record is from RefSeq and is a predicted model, not a curated record. Gene Ontology annotation, biological process: DNA damage response; DNA replication. Gene Ontology annotation, molecular function: double-stranded DNA binding. Gene Ontology annotation, cellular component: nucleus. Bases 143 to 1375 code for a protein of 410 amino acids. The transcript has a single exon. NCBI's taxonomy places the organism in Eukaryota, Metazoa, Arthropoda, Insecta, Diptera, Tephritidae.